UAGCCUAAGGCAUCUGAACAGCCAGUGGGCACUAUUCACUCCGCCCAGCCUCCUAACCUCCAGCACACAGCACAGCAGGAACCAUGAUCCUGCCCUCCAUUCUGCUACUUGUUGCCCACACCCUGGGAGCAAAUGUUGAAUGUGGCGUGAGACCCCUGUAUGACAGCAGAACUCGACACUCCAGGAUCAUAGGAGGGCAGGAGGCUGAGGUGGGUGAGUUUCCGUGGCAGGUGAGCAUUCGAGAAAUGAGACAACAUUUAUGUGGUGGCUCCAUUAUCAGCGAGUGGUGGAUCCUCACCGUGGCUCACUGCUUUUAUUCUGAGAUUUCCCCCGAAGGACUGACAGUCAUAGUGGGAACCAAUGACUUAACUACCUCACCCAAGGAACUACAGGUCAGCAGCAUAAUUCGCCACAAAAACUUUCAAAGAUACAACAUGGACAAUGAUAUUGCCUUGUUGCUGCUGGCCACGCCCAUCAAAUUCAAUGAUCUGACAGUGCCCAUCUGCCUGCCUUUCCAACCCAUCCCUUCCAGCUGGCAUGACUGUUGGGUGGCAGGAUGGGGCAUAACCAACUUAGUCAACAAAUCAUCUGCAAAAACCGACCUGAUGAAGGCACCGAUGCGCAUUAUAGACUGGAAGGAAUGCACAAAGAUAUUUACGAAGCUGACCACCAACAUGCUGUGUGCUGCAUAUGACAAUGAGAGCUAUGAUGCCUGCCAGGGUGACAGUGGGGGACCACUUGUCUGCAACACGGAGCCUGGAAAGAAGUGGUAUCAGGUGGGCAUCAUCAGCUGGGGCAAGAGCUGUGGAGAAAAAGGCAUUCCAGGAAUAUACACCGUGUUGUCAAACUAUACCCUGUGGAUUGAGAAAAUAGCCCAGAUAGAGGGGAAGCCCCUGGAUGUUAAGCAUUUGAGGGACUCUGGCAAGAAGAAAACCCGAGGACGCAGCCAUUCCUCCAAAUGCCAAGUACUGGGCUACCCCAAAAGCUGGUUCCUGUCCUGCCUUCUGACCUGGGUGCUACUCAGAGCCUUGUCCAACUGGGAAUAAUAAAGUGAUGCCGUCUCAAACCCCCA
This is a messenger RNA of Peromyscus eremicus (cactus mouse), 1072 nucleotides long. RefSeq names its product serine protease 55 (gene Prss55). The transcript is spliced from 5 exons. The record is from RefSeq and is a predicted model, not a curated record. Gene Ontology annotation, molecular function: serine-type endopeptidase activity. Gene Ontology annotation, biological process: proteolysis. Bases 84 to 1046 code for a protein of 320 amino acids. NCBI's taxonomy places the organism in Eukaryota, Metazoa, Chordata, Mammalia, Rodentia, Cricetidae.